CACAAGUCCUGGUGUCUUUAAAAGGAUCAGCUUGAGGAAUAAGGCUCAUUUGAGAGCUGUGACAUUCAUCUGACUCUAGUGAAAGUCCAACAGCCACUCCCUUUUUGGCCUCCAACUGGGCACCAUGAGGGCCUGCAUCUCCCUGGUAUUGGCCGUUCUGUUCGGCCUGGCCUGGGCUGGAAAAAUGGAAUCCUGUGCAUCUCGAUGUAAUGAGAAAUUUAACCGGGAUGCUGCCUGCCAGUGUGACCGCCGGUGUCUCCGGCAUGGGAACUGCUGUGAAGACUAUGAACAUCUGUGUACUGAGGACCACAAAGAGUCAGAGCCAUUGCCACAGCCGGAGGAAGAGACAGAAGAGGCCCUCGCCAGCAACUUGUACUCGGCACCCACCUCUUGCGAGGGCCGCUGCUACGAAGCCUUUGACAAGCACCACCAAUGUCACUGCAAUGCCCGCUGCCAAGAGUUUGGGAACUGCUGCAAGGAUUUUGAGAGCCUGUGUAGUGGCCAUGAGGGCUUCUCCCACAGCAGUGAUGCCAUAACCAAAGAGGAGAUUCAAAGCAUCUCUGAGAAGAUCUACAGGGCAGACACCAACAAGGCCCAGAAGGAAGACAUCAUUCUCAAUAGCCAAAACUGCAUCUCCCCGUCAGAGACCAGAGACCAAGUGGAUCGCUGCCCAAAGCCACUUUUCACUUAUGUCAAUGAGAAGCUGUUCUCCAAGCCCACCUAUGCAGCCUUCAUCAACCUCCUCAACAACUACCAGAGGGCGACAGGCCACGGGGAGCACUUCAGUGCCCAGGAGCUGGCCGAGCAGGAUGCCUUCCUCAGAGAGAUCAUGAAGACAGCAGUCAUGAAGGAGCUCUACAGCUUCCUCCAUCACCAGAAUCGCUAUGGCUCAGAACAAGAGUUCGUCUAUGACUUGAAGAACAUGUGGUUUGGGCUCUAUUCAAGAGGCAAUGAAGAGGGGGACUCGAGUGGCUUUGAACAUGUCUUCUCAGGUGAGGUCAAAAAAGGCAAGGUUACCGGCUUCCAUAACUGGAUCCGCUUCUACCUGGAGGAGAAGGAGGGUCUGGUUGACUAUUACAGUCACAUCUACGAUGGGCCUUGGGAUUCUUACCCCGAUGUGCUGGCAAUGCAGUUCAACUGGGACGGCUACUAUAAGGAAGUGGGCUCCGCUUUCAUCGGCAGCAGCCCUGAGUUUGAGUUUGCACUCUACUCCCUGUGCUUCAUCGCCAGGCCAGGCAAAGUGUGCCAGUUAAGCCUGGGAGGAUAUCCCUUAGCCGUCCGGACAUAUACCUGGGACAAGUCCACCUAUGGGAAUGGCAAGAAGUACAUCGCCACAGCCUACAUAGUGUCUUCCACCUAAUCAACUUCGAGCCAGAAAGGGGCAUGAGGGCUCUUGCGAGACUGAAGUGCUAUCUUCUCUGGACUAGAGAGAAGAGGGAGAGGACUGGAAGGGAUCACCAAAUCUCAAAGCAAUGAGAAGCAUUCCUAAAUCCCAAAGUGCCCACAUGGGAAAGAGAUAAAAUGUACAAAUUAGAAAAAUGUGGAUAAACAGUCAAACCUUUAUCCUCUAGAAUUCUGGCAAUGUUGACUAAGAAACAGAGUCCAGGCAGAGAAGGUAGGAGCCCUCCAUAGCUCUCUGCCCUGAUGUGUAGGGGAACUAGGAAGAAGUCCUUUGACCUCACCAGGCCUCAUGCUUCCCUUUAAUGUAAAGGGAAGGGGUUUGCCCACUUUCCUCUUUUUGGGGUUGGUGAGAGGGCAAACCCUGAUAUUUUUACUGUGAAGGUGUUUUCAAUUGUUCUUAGGAAGAACAGCUGAUAUAAAUUCAAGAUUACUAUAAUGGCUGUUAUUAUACACAGCUCUGUAAACUACCACUCAGCCCUGUGUUGGGGUCCUCAAAGAAGUAAGGCCACAGUAAUCAAGCAAGGGCCUUUGGUUUUUUCUAGAGUUAGAUCCUCUCAGAACAGAGUCUGGGAGAACUCCAAUGCUGAAUGGAGAAGGGUAAUAGGUUGGUGCAGUGAAUGGGCUGGAGGUGGGGUGGCCUUCUCCAGGCCUGAGUGUUUUUGUGUCCAGCUCAGUAUCUGCAUCAAGAAGUUUCCCACUUGUGGAUGUUUAGUGCAGCCACAGACUUGUAUUUUGAUCCCCAAUUUUUUUUGAAAGAGUUCUCCUCAUAGGAGGAUGAUUCAGCAUCAGAAGAAGAAGGAACCCAUAGCUUGGUGUCAUUAACAUAAUUAUUUUAAGGCUUAUCCAGCAGCCAUAAUUUGAAUAACUCUACGAGACCAGAGAGACUGUAGUUCCCUAUUUUAACCUCAAUUAUGCAUUUGUCCCCCAACCCCACUGAGAACUAAAUGCUGUACCACAGAGCUGGGUGUGAACUGUGGUUUAGAAGGUUCAAGUUUCCAAUUAAAGUCAUUGAAGAAAACUUGAAAUGAGCAUCUUCUUUGUAUAUGGCCUCCCUCCAAUGUCUGUCUCCCUGCCUUUUCCCUGGAGCAGGGCUGGCAGUGAUACUUUUGCUCUAGAGUCUUUUCAGAAUGGCUUGAAGAAUGUGGUAUCUGGAUGAAGUCUCUGUUGACUCACUACAUCUCUCUAGCCAAGAGGGGAAGAGAAUUCUGUAAUAUGAAGAGUGGAAGGAUCAUUGCAUACAGAUAGUGAGGCAGCGGGGCGGGGGUGGUAAAUGGAGAUUGGUGGUCCCCAUCCCCCCAAUAACCAGUCCCCUUGAUCAAAUACACAGGAGUAUAAGGACAUUUCUGGAUAUAGCUUCUGUGGUUGCAGAGGUUGACCACACUGGGGGAAGAGGAGAUGCUAAAGAGAUACAGAAAGACUUCUUAUCUGUAAACAGAUUACUCAAGCCACAAUGCUAGAAAACGGUCAGGUAUGAAGAGAUACCUCGGGCAAGUUUAUAGACUGCAGAUAGAUGAAACAGGGCCUUGUCCUGCCCUUUCCCAGAGAUGUUCACGGUCAAUAGGCAAGACAGUGAGUCAGUAGAGCACAGGGGUAACAGGUACAGGCUCUGAAGUCAUGUUGCCCAGGUACCUAGCCAGGCUCUGUUGCUUACUGGCCAUAUGAGCAAAUUUCUUAAUUAUUCAGAUUGUUUCCUCACCAGUCAAAUGGGGAUAAUAUUACCAUUGUUGUGAGAUAAGGAAUGUGAAAUAACAUGCUAGUCUUUCUUAUAGUAAUUAUUGUCUCACUUAUUUUACAGAUUUAAUUUUAUACUGGGAGAGGCAAUUUACUAUCCCUGCUAUCAGCCUUAACCUUCAACUACUGGUGCCCAGUACUUGUGCUCUUCAUAGGCCUCUUCAGAGGUCUUCCAGGUAGUCCAGUAGGAGACAGAAAGACAGAAAUGCAGGAGAGAGUACUGUAUUCCAGGGUCUGGGCCUUAGCUUUGCAGGAGAGAAAGGUAAGAACUAACAUUUGUUAAGCUGUUAGUUACCAUGUCCCAAGCUGUGCUAAGUAGUCCUUUUAUAUUCAUUUUCUCACUCUGGUGGGUAUUUUUAUCUUCACCAUUUUAAUUUUACCUAGACAACUGAGGCUCAGAUUAAGCCACAUUCUUAGUCAGUAGCAGAAUCAGGACUGCAAAAUUCGACCCUUUUCCUCAUGUUGUAGUGAGCCUGGAUUUCUAGUAGUAUCUACUCACUUAUUCAUUCAUUAUUUUUUAAAGAAUAUUUAUUAAGACCCCUGACAGAGGCUGCUGGUUACCCCUCAGUAUCUGCUCUCCUCUUCUUCCUUAUUCACGGAAGUCUCAGUUUUUAGGUACACAAAUGACUGUCAAGAGGACGGACUCUUGACCUCCCUUGCAACCAGAAGUAGGCGUGUGUCUAUGUCCUCCCCAAUGGCAUGGAAAGGAAGUAUUCUUAAUGGGCAGGGGGUACCGUUAUUCCCACUCUUGCCCUUUUCUGCUGACUGGAUUUCAGACAAGAUCGUGGGAGCUUGAGCAGCCAGCUUGAACCACGAAUGAAAGCCAUGUGCUGAAGACCACAGAGCAGCCAGGAAGGAGCCUGGGUCUCACACCGAAACUGUCACACUAAUCCUGGAUUGCUUAUAUUCAGUCUUACAUGAAAGAAAAAUAAUCUUUCAUGUUGAAGCCACUCUUAUUUUGGGCUUUCUGUCACAUGCAACCAAACUUAACAUAGUAUCUCCAUAACAGGAAGUCCCAAGGCUCAUUUUCUUCCUAAAGUUACUUAGCUAAUACUUCCUUUCUUAAGAUUUACAUUAACUGUCAGACUCUAACUAUUUGAAAGAUCCCAAUAAUUGUUUUGGAUAUUAAAAUUAAUAGCAUUUACAAUCAUU
Messenger RNA from Pongo pygmaeus (Bornean orangutan), 4284 nucleotides. RefSeq names its product endonuclease, poly(U) specific (gene ENDOU). The record is from RefSeq and is a predicted model, not a curated record. Bases 125 to 1360 code for a protein of 411 amino acids. NCBI's taxonomy places the organism in Eukaryota, Metazoa, Chordata, Mammalia, Primates, Hominidae. Gene Ontology annotation, molecular function: polysaccharide binding; RNA endonuclease activity; scavenger receptor activity. The transcript is spliced from 10 exons. Gene Ontology annotation, biological process: immune response.